GGACUGGCCCCAAUCAUUUCUUUGCGUGUUUUCUCCUCUGCAGAAGAAGGUCCAGGCGACGGUGCGCAGGCAGGGCCUGGCUGCUCUGGUUCAUUUCCUCUUCGGCCCUCCCCGGCUCCAGCCGCAGCUGCAGGGAGAGCGGGAGCUGGCUCUGGCCAUGGCACAGUGUGGUUUGGAUGAUAACGAGAGAGUGCACAUGAGAAUCCUGCAGACCAUUUACAAGAAGCUCACGCGCUCCAGGUUGGGCUGCCCGCGCUACGGGGCGCACUGGGAAGAGCUCGGCUUUCAAGGUGCGGAUCCCGGCACUGACCUGCGAGGGACGGGGAUGCUGGGCCUGAUGCAGAUGCUGUACUUCGUCAUGGACUCGCAGACGCUGCCUCUGGCUCGAGAGAUCUUCAAGCUGUCCCAUCACGAAACCCAGAAUUUCCCCUUCUGCAUCAUGUCCGUGAACAUCACCCGCAUCGUCAUCCAGGCCCUGAGGGAGGAACGUCUCUCCAGGGAGUGCAACCGCAGGCAGCAAGUCAUCGCCGUGCUCAACGACUUGUACGCGGCGGCCUUUCUGCAGCUCUACCGCGUCUGGAAAUGGCAGCACAAGACCGUCGCCGACUCCGGCUUCCUCCUAAAGG
Pelecanus crispus (Dalmatian pelican) is the source of this 626-nucleotide messenger RNA. It is a transcript of the gene ELMOD3, whose product is annotated as ELMO domain containing 3. NCBI's taxonomy places the organism in Eukaryota, Metazoa, Chordata, Aves, Pelecaniformes, Pelecanidae. The record is from RefSeq and is a predicted model, not a curated record.